Triplophysa dalaica is the source of this 2306-nucleotide messenger RNA. RefSeq names its product ANTXR cell adhesion molecule 2b (gene antxr2b). Bases 278 to 1759 code for a protein of 493 amino acids. Gene Ontology annotation, molecular function: signaling receptor activity. The record is from RefSeq and is a predicted model, not a curated record. NCBI's taxonomy places the organism in Eukaryota, Metazoa, Chordata, Actinopteri, Cypriniformes, Nemacheilidae. The transcript is spliced from 18 exons. Gene Ontology annotation, cellular component: membrane.
CAUGCGCGUUGAAUCAAUAGUUCAUGUGCAAUGUAAACCUACACGCUUCGAUCACAAACUUUCACGGAAUGAUAUUAAAUGAAUGCCGAGUGGAAGAGAUUAUUGUUUUGGAAAAGCAAGAAGUACAUUUCAAAGCCACUGUAGCAGGAGUGUCCGGAUUGAUUUGUUGACAGCGCGCGCGUUGUCACGCGGGAAUAAACAACGGUGCGCACCGUUCACGCGCGUCAUCUGGAUACUUGUACGAUUUCAAGCGUUUCUAUUAUAAAGAAGCGAAUAAAUGACAGUAAUGAGUGGAGACAGCAGUCAUGCGGUUAAAGCGAGAUGGACAACAGCCGCAUGGGCUCUUCAACUUUUCUGCAUUUCUUCUCUGACUUUAUUUGGUAAAGGAGAAGACUGCCAUGGCACCUUUGAUUUAUAUUUUGUAUUGGAUCGGUCAGGCAGUGUGUCUGAUAACUGGCUGGAGAUAUAUGGAUUUGUGGAACAAUUGACCAAUCGCUUUGUAAGCCCGAAGAUGAGAGUAUCGUUCAUAGUGUUUUCUUCAAAUGCAGAAGUAAUCCUGCCUCUCACUGGAGACAGGGCAGCUAUAGAUAAUGGUCUUCAAAGGUUGAGCAAGAUCAAUCCUGCUGGUGAGACCUACAUGCACGAGGGGUUGAAAAAGGCAUUGGAACAAAUGGUUGCUCAGCACACAAGAUCAUCCAGCAUCAUUAUUGCACUGACUGAUGGGAAGCUGGAAAUGUAUCCUCAUGAACUCGCUGCGAAAGAGGCUGACCAGGCCAGACAUUAUGGUGCACGGGUGUACUGUGUUGGCGUGAAGGACUUUGAUGCAAACCAGCUAGUAGAUAUUGCAGACAGCAAAGACCAAGUGUUCCCAGUCGUGGAUGGAUUCAAAGCACUCAAAACCAUCGUAAAUUCGAUUCUACAGAAAUCAUGUAUAGAGAUUUUCAACCUUGAGCCUUCCAGCAUUUGUGUGAAUGAAACGUUCAACAUUGUUCUGAGAGGAAGGGGCUUCACACAGGGCAGAACCUCAGAGGGCGUGGUCUGUACGAUAUCUGCCAAUCAACAGGAGCCCUUUAAUGAGAGGCCGACUGUAGUGAGGGAUGAUUAUGUGCUGUGUCCAGCUCCAGUAUUGACCGAGGUUGGCCACUCAAUCGAUGUGCUCAUUAGUCUGAAUAAUGGACAGUCUUUCAUUUCAAGUCCAAUCACGAUAUAUGCCACCACAUGUUCUGAUGGGCUGGUGGUGGCCAUUGUUAUUCUGGUACUCCUGGUGCUGGUGGGUCUAGUUGCGCUCUGGUGGUUCUGGCCUCUCUGUUGUACCGUGGUGAUCAGGGAUCCACCCCCAUCUCGCCCUCCACCCCCACGACCAAUACCUGAACCUGAGGUGGAUCCUCUGCCAAAGAAGAAAUGGCCUACAGUAGAUGCGUCUUAUUAUGGUGGCAGAGGCCCUGGGGGUAUUACACGCAUGGAGGUUCGGUGGGGUGAUAAGGGCUCUACAGAAGAAGGGUCGCGGUUACAGAAAGCGAAAAAUGCUGUGGUCAAAAUGCCAGAAGAGGAGUUUGAGGAGACUGUAAUAAGACCUCCACCCAGACCACCUCCCAUACACCAACCCCAGGCCCAGGACAAGUGGUACACUCCUAUUAAAGGCCAGUUUGAUGCUGUAUUGGCAUUGCUGCGUCGACAAUAUCACAGAGUUGCUAUAAUGAGACCUACAGCAAAUGAUAAGGGGCGAUGCAUCAAAUUCACCCGGGUUCAAAGUAACUGAUUGACCGAUCUAAUGAGUCACACUUCACAGAAAAGAUGGAUUGAGGAAUCGACAUAAGUAUAGAAACACUUUACUGAAUUUAUGGUCACAGUACAAAAGCUAUAAUUUUAAUGUCAACAUAAGUUUUGUUUUUCAAAAUAAGAGUUUACACUUUUAUUUGUUACAUGCAUAAAUGUAUCCUGCUGAACUUUGUCUGCAUGCUCUUAAAACACUGAUUUUACAAUUUUUUAAAUUGUGCCUUAUUAUGAGUACAUGAAGCACUCAUUACGAGUUCAUAUUAUGAGAGUGAAGGACAGUCAAUUUUGUAGAGAUGUUAAUUUUUCUAUGAUUAUUUCUAUUUUCUAUUUAAUUAUUUGUUUUUAUUUUUAUAUUUAUUGAAAUUGUUUUAAUCCGUAGAUCACCUGUGUAAGUUUAUUGUUAACGACACAACUGUCAGUCAAAAGCGCUGAAAUGCAUUAAACCUGUGAGAGUUUGAUUUAUGAUGUAGUUUAUAACUGUUAAUCAAUAAAAUGUUUUAUUAUAUACAUAAAUGUUUUUUGAAAAGCUG